Messenger RNA from Nanorana parkeri, 810 nucleotides. RefSeq names its product chymotrypsin-like elastase family member 2A. The coding region runs from base 1 to 810 and encodes 269 amino acids. Gene Ontology annotation, biological process: proteolysis. Gene Ontology annotation, molecular function: serine-type endopeptidase activity. The record is from RefSeq and is a predicted model, not a curated record. The transcript is spliced from 8 exons. Lineage: Eukaryota; Metazoa; Chordata; Amphibia; Anura; Dicroglossidae.
AUGAUUUUCUUUGUAGGUCUAGCGCUGCUGGUUGCCGAAGCUUCCGGCUGUGGCGUUGCCAGUUACCCGCCUGCUGUAGCGAGGGUGGUGAACGGAGAGGAGGUGGUCCCACACAGCUGGCCAUGGCAGGUGUCACUGCAAUACAUCUAUAAUGGAUAUUGGUAUCAUACCUGUGGUGGAAGCCUCCUUAACGAGAACUGGGUACUGACCGCCGCUCACUGCAUCAGUUCUUCCAAUACCUACAGAGUGAUGUUGGGAAAACACAACUUCCGCGAGCUGGAAACGGGUCAAAAAACCAUCAGCGUUGUCAAACUCAUUAACCAUCCGAGAUGGAACCCCAACAGGCUUUCAGGCGGCAAUGACAUUUCUCUGCUGAAGUUAGCUGAACCUGUACAAUACAGUGAGACCAUCCAGCCUGCCUGUCUGCCCGCUGCUGGCCAAAUCCUAGAACACAACACUGGAUGCUAUGUAACUGGAUGGGGAAACCUUCAAACUAAUGGCCCUGCUCCAGACAAGCUCCAGCAAGGUUUUCUGCUUGUGGUUGACUACGCCACCUGCUCUCAGUCCGACUGGUGGGGCAGAUCUGUUGCCACCAACAUGGUCUGUGCUGGAGGAGAUGGAAUUGUCUCCAGCUGUUAUGGUGACUCCGGAGGACCCCUGAACUGCCUGAAUGCCCAAGGCGCCUAUGAGGUCCACGGUAUCGUCAGUUUUGGAUCUUCUCUUGGAUGUAACUACUACAAGAAGCCCCCCGUCUUCACCCGCGCCUCUGACUUCAACAGCUGGAUCAGCACGACUAUCGCAUCUAAUUAA